AUGUCGGACAGGGCCAGGGACCCUCCUCCGGAGCGCACCGACUUCGAAGAGCUGGAGGACGCAGAUGACCUGUUCCCGGAGCCGGCCGCCACAGAGGAGUCAGGACCAGCCAGUCUAACUGCUGAAGACAUCAGCACCAACUCAAAUGGACCCAAACAAGACUCACAGUUUGAUGAGGAUCCUGAAGACCUGUUUGCAGAAGCCACAGAGGAGGUUUCGUUGGACAGUCCAGAGAGAGAUGUCCUGCUAUCUGAUGGUCCAUCCCCUGCCAUCACCCCAAUCACCCCUCCCACUUCCGUCAUCACCCCAUGCCUUGGCCAUGACGACAUGUUCACACACUCCUCCUUCGAUGAGAUCGAAGAGGAAGAGGGCGGUGAUUUGUUUGACAUGCACAUAGCAGUGUCUGACCCUGAGAAAGUCGGUGAUGGGAUGAAUGCGUACAUGGCCUAUAAAGUGACCACUAAGACCCCCAUGUCCAUGUUCAAGCGUGGCGAGUUUUCGGUAAAGCGGCGUUUCAGUGAUUUUUUGGGUCUGCACAGUAAACUUGCCUCCAAAUACCUGCACAUAGGCUACAUCGUUCCCCCUGCACCAGAGAAAAGCAUUGUGGGAAUGACCAAGGUGAAGGUGGGAAAAGAGGAUCAGUCUUCCAAUGAGUUUGUGGAGAAGAGGAGGUCAGCGCUGGAGAGGUAUUUGAUGAGAACAGUGAAGCAUCCCGUGCUGAGGAAGGAUCCGGAUGUAAUGCAGUUUCUGGAGAGCUCAGAUUUGCCACGCGCCGUCAACACUCAAGCUCUGAGCAGUGCCGGCCUCCUGCGAAUGGUCAACAAGGCGGCUGACGCCGUCAAUAAGAUGACCAUCAAGAUGAAUGAGUCGGAUGCAUGGUUCGAGGAGAAGCAGCAGCAUUUUGAGAACCUCGAUGUUCAGCUGAGGAAACUUCACGCCAGCGUUGAGUCCCUGGUCUGUCACAGAAAAGAGCUCUCUGUGAACACGGCACAGUUCGCCAAGUCGGCAGCCAUGUUGGGGAACAGUGAGGACCACACGGCGCUGUCUCGAGCACUGUCCCAGUUGGCGGAGGUAGAAGAGAAGAUUGACCAGCUUCACCAGGACCAGGCCAAUGCAGACUUCUACCUCUUCUCUGAGCUGCUGGGCGACUACGUGCGCCUCAUCACUGCUGUCAAGGGCGUCUUUGACCACCGUAUGAAGACGUGGCAGAAGUGGCAGGACAGUCAGAUGCUGCUGCAGAAGAAACGGGAAGCUGAAGCCAAACUGCAGUUCACCAACAAACCAGACAAACUGCAACAGGCCAAAGACGAGAUCAAAGAGGAGAUUGAGGAGCUGGAUGCGAAGGUGCAGCAAGGAGAGAGAGACUUUGAACAAAUCUCUAAAACCAUCCGUAAAGAAGUCAGCAGGUUUGAGAAAGAGAGAGUGAAGGACUUUAAAACAAUCAUUAUCAAAUACCUGGAAUCUCUGGUUCAGACACAACAACAGAUGAUAAAAUACUGGGAGGCCUUCUUACCUGAGGCCAGGGCCAUCUCAUAGAGUACACAAACACAACAGACAGUCCAAACUACACUACCCACAAUGCACCUGUUCUCCUGGGUUUCCUGCCUCCUGCAGAGUGAAGAAGAGGUGGCUCAAUGUCACAUUUCUGUAAAAACUACAAAACGUUUGGUUUCGUUUGUUUCUGCUGGUCUCUGCUACAUUUAAGACCCAUCAUGAUUCAGCACUUUCAUUUAAAAUGAUCCAGAAUGAUGCAUUCAUAGUCUUAACAUGAACAACAAUAACUUACUCCUCAUACACGGUUUCCUCCUCAGAAUUUUGGAAGAAGCAGUUACAAUUUUCAUAGUCUGAAAAAAAAUGCAAUGAAGGUUAUUUUUUACAAAGGAAGUAAUUUAGUCUUGUGUGACUUGAAUGCAGCACAGGGUCUUAACUUCAGUGAUGGCUUUGUUUUUUACUGCAGCAACCCUGAAUGCCACACUUAGCCCCACCCCUGUUUGCGUCUUCAGCUGUUUAAUGUACACAACAUUAUCCUUUCAUUUAAAAACAUAAACAUGGAAACUCUGGAAACACAGAAAACAAACUUUGAUUGAAAUCAGAAAAUCAGCCUUUUCUUUGUUUGGAAAUUGGUAAAAAAAAAAAAAAGGACUGCUUCCUGUUAGUGUCUCUUACUUCCUGUCCCCUCGCACCUUUCAAAACAAGAGCCUUUGUUUUUGUUGCUGUAUGAUCGCAAGUGAAGGCAACAGUUUUUGUGCUUUUCUUUUUGAGCCAAUGAGAGCAGAAACGGACGAAAGUCACUCUGGUUCAGUUAAUUGCUACUGUUUGACAAACAUUUACAAACCAUGACACCAAGAAAUUUCUUUAAUUUAAUGUUUUUAUUCCACUUCACUGACUUUUUUUUUUUUAACUCUCGUUUCUUCAACCAUGCUAAAAGUAUGAAUCUAAAGACAAGAUGCAAAAGGAAAGUAUUGCCUUGCUAAUAGGGAGCAUUUUCUUAUUUCCACCAAUAAGCAGCCAGUUUCUGUGCUUUCACUUUGUUUUUGUCUAGGCCACUGGGACAGAGUUUUCAGGGAUGAAGGACCUGCUUUAUUCACAUCCAAAACACUGCAGAGAGUAGCAUUAAUCUGUUAAUCACUAUCCCAGAGGAGAAGUAUCUGUGUCUUUACCAGCAUUUUGUCACUGCUGCGUUUCCUCAACCAUCACCGGAUGCCGUCUGUUGUCCCUAUUGAAUGUGUUGUAUAGUACAAACAGUCGAGAGCUGUGAACAGAACCUCAGUCAUUUUCUUUCUAAUGCUCAUGUUUGGUCUAAAGAGGCCACUUUGGUGUUUUGGAAUUUUGGUUUAUUGAAUUUUACAGGAACUGAAGAAAUGGAACAGUUUUUAGGUUUUGACAUUUUGUAAUGCUUAUGAGUGAAAUGAAGUAUUUACUUUCAGAAUGUGUGUGUGUGUGUGUGUGUGUGUGGCUGUCUACAGAGCAGUUCAGACUGAGGAUCAUCUUUACACACAUCAGUGUGACACCAUUUCAUUAUCAUUUCAAUAAAGAUGAUUUUUAAAAAUGGAAAUAUUUAGAUUUUUUUUCUUCUUCUUGUGCCCAUCUCCUUCUCUGUUCAUUAAUGUCAAAAUGAUGUUUGUUGAUCCAUUUUGUAUUUAAUUCCAAGCCUGAUGCUGCACAUUGGUUUUUGUUGAUUUUUUUUUGUUCACAAAUAAAGAUUUACCAAGAUUUGAAGUGAUGUCCCAUGGCAGAGCAAAUGUUUGACUACUUUAAUUAUAAUAAAGGAAUGUAUCUCA
Solea senegalensis (Senegalese sole) is the source of this 3281-nucleotide messenger RNA. RefSeq names its product sorting nexin 2 (gene snx2). Lineage: Eukaryota; Metazoa; Chordata; Actinopteri; Pleuronectiformes; Soleidae. The transcript has 16 exons. Gene Ontology annotation, biological process: early endosome to Golgi transport. The coding region runs from base 1 to 1536 and encodes 511 amino acids. Gene Ontology annotation, cellular component: endosome; endosome membrane. The record is from RefSeq and is a predicted model, not a curated record. Gene Ontology annotation, molecular function: phosphatidylinositol binding.